UUUUUUUGAAGAUUAAUCACAAAAAGAGUAUGAAAACACCCGACGCACGAACUGAAACGCUGAAGAAAAAUGAUGAGAAUGUGACAACGUUAAAUAAUUCGUGGGAAUUUCCAUCAACAAAUGGUUUAUAUAAUCCAGAUCAAGAACAUGAAGCAUGUGGUGUUGGAUUCAUUGCUGCAAUUGAUGGACGCCGAUGUCAUAAAAUUCUUCGUGAUGCUGAAACACUUUCAUUACGUAUGAAUCAUCGUGGUGCAUGUGCUUGUGAUAAUGAUACAGGACUUGGUAGCAACACAGGUGAUGGUGCUGGAGUUUUAACUGCAAUUCCACAUUCAUUUUAUCAAUCAGUGCUACAAUCAUUUGAUCCGGCUAUAGAGUUGCCAGAAUCAGGACGUUAUGCCACUGGUAUAUUUUAUUUGGAUCGUAUGUCACAUGAAAGUUGUGAAAAAGGUGUUGCAGAAUUAGCUAAAUCUAUUGGGUUAAACGUAUUAACAUGGCGUACAGUACCAACUCGAAAUUCCACAAUUGGACAGGUGGCUAAAAAUACUGAACCAUUUAUGCGACAGAUAUUUCUUGUACCUAUCGAUGAAGGUAUGUCUCAAAAGGAUUUCGAACUUGCUGUUUUUAUUUUGCGAAAACGUGCAAGUCAUAUAUUUCCUAAACCUGCUGUAAGAUUUUACAUCUGUUCUUUAUCUACGCGCACCAUUGUCUAUAAGGGUCAAUUUACAGCUGAACAAUUAUGGGGCUAUUUCCCAGAUCUAUCAGAACCUAAGUUUGAUACAUACUUAGCUUUGGUGCAUACUAGAUUUUCAACAAAUACCUUCCCGUCAUGGGAACGAGCACAUCCUUUACGUGUCCUAGCCCAUAAUGGUGAAAUUAACACUUUACGUGGUAACGUCAAUUUCAUGAAAGCUCGUGAAGGUGUUAUGGCAAGUGAUAUUUUAUCGCAAGAAAAAUUAGCACAAUUAUACCCAGUUGUUGAGCCUGGUUUAUCGGACAGUGGAUCUGCCGAUUGUGUACUUGAAUGGUUAGUGCAUUUAGGCGGUCGAAGCUUACCAGAAGCCGUUAUGACAAUGGUGCCAGAAGCGUGGAGUGCUGAUCCAACUAUGCCUGAACAUAAACGUGCGUUUUAUCAAUGGGCUGCUUGCGCAAUGGAACCAUGGGACGGCCCUGCUUUAAUAUCGUUUACUGAUGGGCGCUAUAUUGGUGCUAUUUUGGAUCGAAAUGGUUUACGUCCAUCCCGAUUUUAUAUUACGAAGGAUAAUAUGAUGAUUAUGGCUAGUGAGGUUGGAGUUUAUGACGUGGAUCCUGCCAACGUAGAAUUGAAAUCUCGAUUGAAACCAGGUCGUAUGUUAUUAGUCGAUACACAGGAAGGUCGUGUAAUUCAAGAUAUAGAAUUAAAACGACACAUUGCAGAAGCUAGACCACAUGCUGAAUGGCUAAAAGAACAGUUGUUUACAAUUGAAGAUAUGCAUGCGGCUCACAAGAAGGCUGGUCGUGGUUUUGAUAAUUUGUAUGCACCAAGUGGAUUGUCCGACAAAAGAAUGUCACUAUAUGGCUAUACACCAGAAACAGUACGGUUGCUAUUAAUUCCAAUGUUAACCAAUGGAAAAGAAGCCUUAGGAAGUAUGGGUAAUGAUGCUCCUUUGGCAUGCUUAUCAAAUUUUUCACCUUUGGCCUACGAUUAUUUUAAACAAUUAUUCGCACAAGUUACAAAUCCUCCAAUCGAUCCAUUCAGAGAACGUUGUGUAAUGUCACUGCAAGCUCCUAUUGGACCUGAAGCAAAUACCUUAAAACCUGGUCGUGAACAAACACAUCGAAUCUGGUUAAAACGACCUGUAAUCUCACCAGCAGAUUUACGUGUACUCGAAGAAACCGAUUAUCGCGGAUGGUCCGCAUGUGUUUUAGAUACAACAUGGCCACUGGAAGCAGGCCCUUCAGGUCUUGCAAAAGCUUUACAAGACUUAUGCAAACAAGCAGAAGAAAGUAGUUUUACAAAUCAAUUAUUAAUUUUAUCUGAUCGAAAUGCAAGUGAAACGCGUGUACCAAUGGGAUCAUUACUUGCAUUGGGCGCAGUACAUCAUCAUUUAAUCGAAACACGUCGUCGAAUGACAGUAGCAUUAAUUGUUCACACAGCCGAAGCACGGGAAGUACAUCAAAUUUGUUUGUUACUUGGAUAUGGUGCAGAUGCCAUUUGUUCGUAUCUAGCAUUGGAAUUGGCAGUGUCAUUGCGUGAACAAGGUGUUCUUGACGAAAGUAUCACUAAUGAGCAAUUUUGUGAAAAUUAUGCUAAAGCUGUCGAAACUGGUAUUGCAAAAGUUAUGGCUAAAAUGGGUAUUAGUACAAUUCAAUCUUAUAAAGGUGCUCAAAUCUUUGAAGCUGUUGGUUUAGCAGAAGAUGUUAUAGAUAGAUGUUUCAAAAAUACACCAAGUCGAAUUGGAGGUGUUACAUUAGAAACAUUAGCUUCGGAAGCCUUAACUCGCCAUAGUUUUACAUAUCAUCAAUCUGUUGAUGCUCUCGUACUACGUAAUCCUGGUGAUUUUCAUUGGCGUGCUGGUGGUCAACGUCAUAUUAAUGAACCUGCUGGAGUGGCAACUUUAAGAGAAGCGGCUCAAACUAACAAUAAAAAUGCUUAUGAUAAAUUCCGUGAAGCAACAAUGAGCUCAAUCAAAGCUUGUACGUUAAGAGGACAGUUAGAAUUGGUAGUUUUAGAUCAACCAAUCGAUAUUAACGAUGUUGAGCCAGCUGCUGAAAUUGUUAAAAGAUUUGCUACUGGAGCUAUGAGUUUAGGUUCAAUAAGUGCUGAAACACAUCAAACAUUGGCUAUUGCUAUGAAUCGUGCUGGUGCUAAAAGUAAUACUGGAGAAGGUGGUGAGUUGGAAGAACGUUUCACAAAUCCAACAGUUCGUAGUGCGAUCAAGCAAGUUGCCAGUGGUCGAUUUGGUGUUACUGCAGCUUAUCUAGCCCAUGCAGAUGAUCUUCAAAUUAAAAUGGCGCAAGGUGCUAAACCAGGUGAAGGAGGUGAAUUACCUGGGCAUAAAGUAACUGCUGAAAUAGCUAGAACAAGACAUUCUGUACCGGGUGUUGGUUUAGUGUCACCACCACCCCAUCACGAUAUCUACUCAAUCGAAGAUCUUGCUGAGUUGAUUUACGAUUUAAAAUGUGCCAAUCCCAAUGCUAGAAUUUCAGUGAAGCUAGUCUCAGAAGUAGGUGUGGGUGUUGUCGCUGCAGGAGUAGCUAAGGGUAAAGCUGAGCAUAUUGUUAUCUCUGGUCACGAUGGUGGCACUGGAGCUUCUUCUUGGACUGGUAUUAAACAUGCUGGUCUUCCUUGGGAACUUGGAGUAGCUGAAACUCACCAAACGCUUGUCUUGAACAAUCUUCGUUCACGUAUUAUCUUACAAGCUGAUGGACAAAUUCGUACAGGUUUUGAUGUUGUGAUUGCAGCAUUAUUGGGAGCUGAUGAAUUUGGAUUCAGUACAGCACCUUUAAUUGCACUUGGUUGCACAAUGAUGCGAAAAUGUCAUUUAAAUACAUGCCCAGUGGGUAUUGCAACACAAGACCCUGUUCUUCGAAAGAAAUUUGCUGGCCAACCUGAACAUGUACUAAAUUAUUUGUUUUUGCUUGCUGAAGAAGUUCGUGGUCAUAUGGCUGCUAUGGGUGUAAAGAAAUUCCAAGAAUUGGUUGGUCGGACAGAUUUGUUAAGAGCAAGCACUGAUCCUGGUGCUGGUCCAAAAGCACGUUUAUUAAAUUUAAGACCAAUCUUACAAAAUGCUUUGCAUUUACGACCUGGUACAAGUAUUUUAGGUGGUUCAAUUGCCCAAGAUUUCCAAUUGGAAAAACGUUUAGAUUGUAAAUUAAUUGAGUUGGCCGAACCUGUUUUAAAAGGAGAACAAAAAGUAAUUGAUAUUAAUAUGGUGAUUAAUAAUGAAACCAGAGCUUUUACUUCAACUUUGAGUUAUAAUAUUGCCUUAAAAUAUAGCGAAGCUGGUCUUCCAGAAGGAUCAAGGAUUAAUAUAAAUUUAACAGGCUCAGCUGGACAAAGUUUUUGUGCGUUCUUAGCUAGCGGAGUUCAUGUUACGCUUGAGGGUGAUUCCAACGAUUAUGUUGGUAAAGGACUUAGUGGUGGAACUGUUGUCAUUUAUCCACCAAAAACAUCCACUUUUGAAUCUCAUUUAAAUGUAAUUGUGGGUAAUGUGUGCUUAUAUGGUGCUACACGUGGUCGUGCUCAUUUCCGUGGUAUUGCAUCUGAACGAUUUGCUGUUCGAAAUUCUGGUGCUAUUGCUGUGGUAGAAGGCGUUGGUGAUCAUGGUUGUGAAUAUAUGACCGGUGGUACGGUUUUAAUUUUAGGACUUACUGGUAGAAACUUCGCCGCAGGAAUGUCUGGUGGUAUUGCUUAUGUAUUAGAUAUAGAUGGAUCAUUCAAAACAAAAUGUAACCAGGAAACUGUGGAAUUACUACCUUUAGAACUUGAAGACGAUUUAAAAAUCGUUAAAGACUUAUUGGAAGAAUUCGUUGGUUAUACGGGAUCAAUAAUUGCAACUGAUUUAUUAAAAUCUUGGCCAGAACCAGCAAAACAAUUUGUCAAAGUAUUCCCAUUAGAAUAUCAGAAAGUACUAAAAGCAAAAGCUCCCCCACUUACAAACAAUGUAAAUAAUUUAACGAAUAAUGAACCAAAGAUAUUGGAUAUCGAAGAUGCUGUUCAAGACGAACGUCGUGCGGAAAGAGCUUUGGAUAAAGUACGAGGAUUUCUAAAAUAUCCAAGAGAAACUGGUCUAUAUCGUCCUGCCGAAAAACGUUUACGUGAUUGGGAUGAAGUAUAUAAUUUCCAACAUGUGCGUAAAGGUCUUCGAGUUCAAGCUGCGCGUUGUAUGGAAUGCGGAGUACCCUUCUGUCAGUCAGAUUCUCAUGGAUGUCCACUUGGAAAUCUAAUUCCAAAAUGGAAUCUAUUAAUAUUCCAAGCAAAUUGGAAGGAUGCACUUAAACAUUUAUUACAAACCAAUAAUUUCCCAGAAUUUACUGGUCGAGUAUGUCCAGCACCAUGUGAAGGUGCUUGUGUGUUAGGUAUUUCGGAGCCUCCAGUUACUAUUAAAAAUAUUGAAUGUGCAAUUAUUGAUAAUGCAUUCGAGGCUGGAUUAAUAAAAGCGGAACCACCCGCUUUUCGUACCGAUAAAAAAAUUGCUAUUGUCGGCAGUGGUCCAGCUGGUUUAGCAGCAGCACAUCAAUUAAAUAAAGUAGGCCAUAACGUGACAGUUUUUGAACGAAAUGAUAGAUGUGGAGGUCUUCUUCAAUAUGGUAUCCCAACAAUGAAAUUAGAUAAGAAAAUAGUUGCUAGAAGAAUUAACUUAAUGCAAGAGGAAGGCAUCGUUUUCAAAACUAAUGUCAAUGUUGGCGAUGAUAUUUCAGCUGUGGAAUUAAGUAAAGAAUACGAUGCUUUAAUAUUAUCAACAGGUGCAGCUUGGCCACGUGAUUUAGCAUUACCUGGCAGACAUGUUAAUGGUAUAAUGUUUGCUAUGGAAUUCCUUGAAACAUGGCAAAAGAGACAAUUAGGUGCACCUUCCCAAGGACCUCCACCAGCCAAAGAUAAACACGUAAUCGUCAUCGGCGGAGGAGAUACUGGUUGCGAUUGUAUUGCUACUUCAUUGCGACAAGGUGCUGCAAGUGUGAUUGCUUUUGAAAUUUUACCAGCUCCACCAAAAGAACGUUCCAAAGAUAAUCCAUGGCCACAAUGGCCACGUGUAUUCCGUGUAGAUUAUGGCCAUGAAGAAGUUAAAGUACGAACUGGAAAAGAUCCACGUAGAUAUGGAUGUUGGGCACAAGAAUUUUUAAGUGAUGGAAAAGGAAAUGUAACUGGUAUUCGAGCAUGCGAUGUCAAAUGGGAAAAAGAUGCAACUGGUAGAUGGCAAAUGAAUCCAAUCGAUGGUACUGAAGCAGUUUAUCCAGCUGAUUUAGUACUCUUGGCACUUGGAUUUAAAGGACCUGAACGUGGUAUUGCCACACAAUUAGAUCUUCCAUUAGAUGCACGGGGCAACUUUGAUGGUAAAUCGUACAAAGUGAGAGAUAAUGUGUUUGCUUGUGGAGAUUGUCGGCGUGGACAAAGUUUGGUUGUGUGGGCAAUAUCUGAAGGACGUCAAUGCGCUAGAGCUGUUGAUGCAUAUUUAAAUAAUAGUACAUCAUCGGCAUUACCUGGACCUGGUGGAGUUAUUACAUAAACAAUUUAAGUCAAAAAAAAAAUUUUUCCAGAUUGCUAAUUACAGUGAUUUUUUAUAGAGUAUUUUAUUUUUUAAUGUAUAAAAUUAUGUUAUUAUUCCUUGUAGACUGAUAUCGAAAAUAGACUUAAAAUUCAAAAGUAUUCAAAAUAAAUAAUUUAAUUAGUGUAAGAUAUUAUUGAUGAAUUGUUAUGGUUAUGCUUUUAUCAAAAUAAUUGGGUAGUAAUUGUUUCUAAACUUGUUUCCUAAUGCUUUGACUGUCAUGUUAGCCGAAUUCGAGAAAUGAAUAAAGUUUCUAAUGUCAAAACUGGAUAACAGAUAGAUUGUCUACACACAAAUAUUUCAAGUUGAUAUUUCAAAGAUUAAAAGAGCGAUAAAUGAAAUAAGAAAACCGAUUAUCCUGAUCGGGAUCUUCAGGAAUAACGAUUAACUAAAAAACUUUGAUGGUAGAUAACAUUCCAUGAUAGUUUAAAAAAACUAAAAAACACGCUUUUGUAACUAGUUGAACUAAAGAGUAUAAAAUAGUUUCUGUAAGUUCAUAAAAAAAAGAGUGAUUAAGAAAAAAAUCAUUUUAUCGUAAAAAAGCGUGAGGUGCUUUUUAAGAUAAUUUACAAUGAUUUUACUUUUACCAAUAACUGUCAAUAAAAUAUUUACAAUACCUAAUUGAAAUCUAUCACCUUAUGAACUUACAGAAAUUAUUUUAUACUUUUUAGUUCAACUAGUUACAAAAGCGUGUUUUCUUAGUUAUUCUUCCUGUGAGCGAUCCAAAGAACAUCUAUUGCAUAUAAAUUGCCGGAUUGCUGUCUGAUUCACUAACAAUCUUUAUCCUUUUUUGGCAUUAUCACACCUGCGCAAAAUGAAAAAUAAUUUCAUAAACGAUGUCCCUUAAGGUUCUUCAUGCUUUUCUUGUUUACCGGUUAGAUAAAAACCAGGCUUAUUGCACAUUGUAGUAAUUGUUAGACCGAUGUUUUUAUCAGUCUAAAUGUUUAGCAAGCAGUGCCAGUCAAAGUGUUAAUACUGUUAAUGAACUUAUCCCGUCUCAAUCGACCAAUAAAUGAAAGUGUUAAAGAUCUACAAUAUUUUAAAUUCAUUUAUUCUAAAUUUAUACCUAAUAUAUCAAUAUUUAGAAAGUGUAAAAUAGAUGAGUAAAUUAUCUUAAAAUUCGCCCGCGCGGAAACUUACAAAUUAUAUUUUAUUAUAUACAAAUAUUUAUCUGGAUGUCACUCAUGUAAAUUGUUAGGAUUCCUUCCAACGGUAACCUUUGCUUACUUUUUUAAUUUUAAAAACAUUUUUAAAGUGAAUUUGAGUUCAUAUCGAACAUAAAAUAAUCCGAUUCGUCUUAAAAUACAUAAAAAUCUUUACACAGGUUAUCAGCUUGUAUUCAUUAAAGUUGAUACAAACCAGUUGACAAAAACUUUAAAUCUUGUGGUAAACAAGAAUUUGCGAAUAAAAAUAACGUUAUUAAUUUCUGUAGUUAACGAGAAUGAGAAUUCUCGGAGAAUACUAAAAAUUAGAAACACCAGAAAUUAAUGCCGAUGGCUUCCAAAUCAGAGUUCUGAUCCAUCUUAAAUCAUAAAUUUGAGUCAAAGAGUUUUUAACAUUUAUUUCCACUAAUUUUGAUUUGAGUUACAAAUACCUAUCAAUUAACAUCUCUUUUCCCAUAACCCACGUAGUAAAGCUUGCGUAGUUCCAUUAUAAUAGUCAUAAACAUUGGUGAUAAUAUUGAAAACUGUUCAUUUAUUUAAUAAAAAU
Messenger RNA from Chrysoperla carnea, 7955 nucleotides. RefSeq names its product glutamate synthase [NADH], amyloplastic. NCBI's taxonomy places the organism in Eukaryota, Metazoa, Arthropoda, Insecta, Neuroptera, Chrysopidae. The coding region runs from base 30 to 6206 and encodes 2058 amino acids. Gene Ontology annotation, molecular function: glutamate synthase (NADH) activity; iron ion binding; iron-sulfur cluster binding. The transcript has 14 exons. The record is from RefSeq and is a predicted model, not a curated record.